Molecule: messenger RNA, 309 nt
Organism: Sphaeroforma arctica JP610
Lineage: Eukaryota; Ichthyosporea; Ichthyophonida
Exons: 1
Source: RefSeq, a predicted model, not a curated record
AUGACUCCCCCUGCACAGGUGUCCAACCAACUCACAAAUGCAGGCAAAGGCAAACUGGCACUCACGGGAGACUUCAAUUUCUCGGAAGUGUUCGAUGUGAGUAUUGGGACUAUCCAGAUUCUAUUUAUAGAUGACAGCAACAGCCUGUAUAUCCCUGUGUUCACUCUCAAGAGUUCGGUACACGGAGACGUACGCAACUGGAGCUCAGCGCUGGACGGACGCGCACGCUUCUCGCUUAUAUGUACCUACUACAACGCAAGACAGUGUAUAUGGGAGCCUAUCAUUGAGCCGUCGUAUGAGGAAGAUCAG